Molecule: messenger RNA, 318 nt
Organism: Neurospora tetrasperma FGSC 2508
Lineage: Eukaryota; Fungi; Ascomycota; Sordariomycetes; Sordariales; Sordariaceae
Exons: 2
Coding region: 1-318 (105 amino acids)
Source: RefSeq, a predicted model, not a curated record
AUGGGCCGAACUCUGAUGGAGAAUGGGGCACGGAAUCCGCAGGGCAUCCGCAGGGCAGCAGGGGCAUCUGCUGACAACGAGCACAAGCAGCAGGAACAGGAGCCAAAAAGAGCGGACGAGAAGCUGACUGACAGCAACCAGAUCGGCCAGAAUACGGAAUGCCUUGCAGAUGGGAUGGGGGUUGACAGCAACUUCAAGGAUAGAGUGAGGGGCUUGAGAAGGUCGGGAGGCAGCACCAGGAGGUCCCACCCAGGGUUGGUUUUCUGGAUACAUGGCGGUAGGGACCCGGUGUCUGCCAAUGGGAGCGCGUUACGCUAA